Molecule: messenger RNA, 2241 nt
Organism: Solanum tuberosum (potato)
Lineage: Eukaryota; Viridiplantae; Streptophyta; Magnoliopsida; Solanales; Solanaceae
Product: regulation of nuclear pre-mRNA domain-containing protein 1B-like
Exons: 9
Coding region: 211-1902 (563 amino acids)
Biological process (GO): mRNA 3'-end processing
Molecular function (GO): RNA polymerase II complex binding
Source: RefSeq, a predicted model, not a curated record
UCUAUUUUGUAUUAUACUCGUCCUUUUUCCCCCAAUUAGGACUGUGCUUCCGCCCAGACUGGUUUCCACAUCCGUCUUCACCCUCGCAGAACCACGGGUCUGUUAGGGUUUACCCCUGAAAUUGAGGUUUCUCUUUAAUUGUUACAGAAACAGCAAACCUGAGGUGGAUAUACUUCCUUUUUGGGUUUCUCCGUCUUAUCUUAGUCAGGGAUGGGUGAUGAUGCUUUUGAUGGCCCGCAAUUGGCAGAAAAGUUGUCCAAGCUUAACAGUUCACAACAAAGCAUAGAAUCUUUAUCACGAUGGUGCAUUUCAUAUCGUAAGAAAGCCAAGCAGAUUGUUGAAACAUGGGAUAAAUCAUUCAGAUCUGCACAGCGGGAGCAACGUGUUUCGUUUCUGUACUUAGCCAAUGAUAUUAUCCAAAAUAGUCGGCGCAGGGGUAGUGAGUUUGUUAAUGAGUUCUGGAAGGUCCUUCCUGCGUCUCUGAAGCAGGUUUAUGAAACUGGUGAUGAAAGUGGGAAGAAAGUGGCUUCUAGACUGGUUGAUAUAUGGGAAGAGAGAAAAGUAUUUGGAUCCAGGGGUCAGAAUCUUAAAGAUGAAGUGUUGGGCAAGAGUCCUGCUCCUUCAGUAAGCAACGGGAAGAGCUCAAAUCCUAUCAAAGUUGUGAAGAAGGAUGCUCACUCAGUAAGGAUUAAAUUGGCUGUUGGCUGUACUCCAGAAAAAAUUGUAACAGCAUUCCAACUAGUUCAUGAUGAAAAUGUGAAUGAGGAAGAUGCUUUGAACAAGUGUAAACAUUCUGUUUUUCGCGUUGGGGAAAUGGAGAAUGAUAUUGAAAACCGUUCUUCCCAAGGAAAUCUCCAGGGUUCUGAAUUGAUGGAUAAAUUGCUAGAACAGGAAAAUAUACUUCAACAAUGCAUCAGCCACUUUGAGAAUGCUGAAUCAUUGAGAAUUACCUUGAUUUCUCUGCUGAAAGAUGCACUUCAAGAUCAAGAAUCUAAGCUAGAGCUUUUACGCAGUGGGAUGCAGGUUGCGUGUGGUCAGAUUGAACUAGUAAAAAAUGCAAGGAGGAGGCUGACAUCUCCCAGUGUUGCUGCUCCACCAGUGAAUACUGGUAUCCUUCCAAUUGAAGUCACCAGAACAACUGAACCAAUCCCGCCUUCAGUGCAAUUAAUCAACAUCCCUCCUCUGCCUCCACCUCCCAAUCCUGUGACUUCUUUCACAAAUUCCAAAACUAAUGAAGAGGAAAGCAAAAGGUCGGCAGCAGCAGCUGUUGCUGCAAAACUUGCUGCUUCAACAUCUUCUGCUCAAAUGUUAACCUCUGUUCUUUCAUCCCUUGUUGCUGAAGAAGCUGCAUCACUGAGCAGUGGAUUGAAAUCAACUGGCUUCACUUCUAGCUUGCCUUUUGCAUCCCCAGAGAAACGGCUCAAGUUAGAUAAGCCAAUGACUUUUUCUGAUAUGAAAAGUUCUGAAAGGGGUAGCUCCACUUACUUUACUUCAUCACAACAAUUGAUUACUAGCAUUCCUCUUGCCCCAUCCUCAGCCAUGCAAUCUGUGUCCCAGCCAAACCAGAUACAAGCUCCGUUUCCACCUCCUCCCCCUCCCCCUCCAUCAUUACAUCCAGCAAAUUCCCCUGCAAGUCAGUUAGUUCAAUCUACAGCUAUGAUGAUGGGGGUGAUGCCAUAUGGAUAUAGUGCUGGCCUUCAACAACCUCUGUCUUCUCAAAUUGCAAUGGGACUGAGGCCUCCUCCUCCACCACCCCAGCAAGCACAGCAGCAGCAGCAACUGCAGACUCAGCAGCCACAAUCUCAGCAGCAGCCUGCCAACGGUGGAUAUUACCGUCCUCCUGGUAUUGGAUUCUAUGGACAGGCCCAUCAGCAGACGGCUCCAGCAGCACCGCGGCAGUAGAUCCCUUUGGAAUAGGGAGUGCAUGUUACAUUGUACAUUAAUAGUAAAAGUAGACUAGAUCUAGUUACUGUUUUCGGCAUCUUUUCAUACUCUAUUUGCACCCGACAUCCGCUGGCAAUACCCACACCCCCUUGUUAUCACCAAGGCACCCUCUUUUGAUUUAGUGUCGGGUGCUUUGCAUCCAUUUAAGCGUACCUGUAACCUUAUGUAGGUGCUGUAAAAUUAACUGUAGAUUGGGCCAUGUACUUAAUAUCUUCAAAACCGGGAGCUGAAAGAAGCUACUAGGUGAAAUGUUCACCUGUUUCGCGGUGUGGGCUCUCGUCUAUUAGUUGCUUGAAA